Miniopterus natalensis is the source of this 1104-nucleotide messenger RNA. It is a transcript of the gene CXHXorf66, whose product is annotated as chromosome X CXorf66 homolog. The record is from RefSeq and is a predicted model, not a curated record. NCBI's taxonomy places the organism in Eukaryota, Metazoa, Chordata, Mammalia, Chiroptera, Miniopteridae.
AUGAACCUUUUUAUUUAUGUCCUACUUUUGUCCAUUUGGACAAAUAGUUGUUUAAAUGCAAACCAAAGUGAUGGAUCUUCUACUACAGGAGCUAAUGAAGUUGAAUCAGAGCAGACCGAAAUGGACGAUUACAGAAAACGCAUAUUCGUUAUAGUAGUUGGUGUUAUGAGCACAGCGUUUAUCUGUACCUCUUUUUGUUGCCUCCAUUAUAAUUGUUUGAGCAAAGAUGUCCCCAAAGAAAAACCGGUCCAGGAAGAUGUAGCAGCCAAGUCAUCCAAGUCAUCCAAAAUGUCACUCAGUAAACACAAGACAGCCCAUCAAUACAUUCCAGAGAAACAACCCAUGCUAUCUGGUAUAGAAACGUUAUCUGAGCCCUCAAGUCCAGAAAGAUCAUCCAGAACAUCCGGUUCAGUUUCAGAAAAGUCAUCUAUACCAUCUAGUACAGAAAAGUUCAUCAAGCCAUCAAGCCCAAAAAGAGUGUCCAGGUCAUCCCACCUGGGGAAGUCAUAUAAAAAACACAGACUAGAAAAGUCACAUAAGCUAGCUUAUGCCUAUAAGCUAGGCAGUCAUGACCAUUCAUCCUAUCCAAAUCGGGCAGUCAGGCCACCUUCACCAGCCAGCCUACAAUAUCCACAUGGGCCGACCAAACCACAUCAUUCAACCUGUCGACACAAUCAAAUAUUGCUGCCAAAGUCAUCCAGUUUAAAGAAAUUUACCAAGUGUCCCAGACAUCAUAACCUAAAAAGAGCAGUUAUUGCAGGAAGGGCAGACAUGUUAUCUAAGUCUCCAUUAGUCAACUCUUGUCCAUACUAUAAGGAAAAACACCUUGCCCACAGAGCUACUACUGAGUGUUUGGUCAGUGAUAUUUAUAGGGUCAAGAAUACAAAUGCUCAAAACAUACCUUUUCCACGUGAAGUGAAGCCUUUUUCCAAGUCCUUUCGUAAGGUAGAUUCCAGAGACAAUGCAAUCUAUGGCAAUGUGAAGGCCAGUGAUAAUGAGAGUGAGAGGGAAGUAACCAUUUUUUGCAACAUAAGCCUCAAUGAAAUCACUCGUAACAGAAUCUCGAGUAAUCGAUGGCUCAGUAAAAACAAAAAACCCCGGUGA